Dermatophagoides farinae (American house dust mite) is the source of this 1727-nucleotide messenger RNA. It is a transcript of the gene IntS14, whose product is annotated as integrator complex subunit 14. NCBI's taxonomy places the organism in Eukaryota, Metazoa, Arthropoda, Arachnida, Sarcoptiformes, Pyroglyphidae. Gene Ontology annotation, cellular component: integrator complex. Gene Ontology annotation, biological process: snRNA 3'-end processing. The record is from RefSeq and is a predicted model, not a curated record.
CGAUUCUUUUUUUUUGGGAAUCUAAUUUUAAUUUUAAUUUUAUUUUCAAUUAAUUUCAAUUUUUUUUCCGUCAUCGAAUGUCACAGAAUGCCCAUCAUAGUGUUGUUAGAUAAUUCAUUUUCAAUGAAUCAAAAUGUUUCAUUAACAUCAUCGAAAUCUGGAUUUGUAAAUGAACAAAAUCAUCUGUCAAGAUUACAGCUAGCUCAACAUGGAUUAAGAAUUUUAUUUCAAUUCAUAAAGAAUAAUUGUAAAUUUGAAUCAACAGCAUUGUUAACAUAUUCAAGAAGUUUUCAAAUCAUUUCUGAAUUCACUCGUGAUUAUGAUUUUCUUCUAAAUUGUUUAACAAAUAUAAAAACAAUUGAUCGUUCUAAUCUUAUGCCAGCAUUAUUCAAAGCAUCAAAAAUGAUUGGUGAUAAUUAUAAUUUGGAUCUUUUCUAUCAUAUAAUUAUUAUAACGGAUGGUAUUGCAUUAUUACAUACGAAUACUUUUAAUAAGAAUAUUUUCUCUCAAUUCGAUUUGAAUGAUGAAUAUGAUCUGGAACAAUGGAAACUUCCACCAAAAUGUAAAGUUCAUAUCAUAUGCAUAAAUACAUUGAAUAAUUUCAAUGUACAAAAUUCUUUGCAAACAUUUCGAGAAAUUUUAUUGAAAAAUUGUAAACAAAAACCAUCAGAUAUUCAAGUGAAUGUUUGUUAUGAUGGCGGACAAAUAUGGAUACCCGAUACAUUAACAUUAUCGCCAUUAUUGAUUGAGGAUUUAUUCCAUAAAUUAUGUUCAGAAAAUUUUAAAUCUUAUUCCGGAAAAAUCAUCUGUGGUGAAAUGUCCGGUUUGAUUAGUCUUUAUCCAAAUUUACCAUUAGAUAAUAUUCCAUCGAAAAUGAAAGAUCAACAAUUUGAUAUUAUUCGUAUAUGUGGCUUUUUGAAUGCCGAUGAAAUGUUUGAUUCACCAUUUUUUACUCGACAUUAUGUCAUAUCUGUUGCUGAGAAGAAUUUAGAUGAAAUGAAAAAAUGGAUUCGAUUUUUAAAUUUUAAAUCCGAUCAAUCGGAUGAAGAUAUCAUACAAAUGUUUGGUGAAGAAGGCCGACAACCAUCGUUUGCCGUUUUAUUACAUGGAAGCUUUAAAAUUGCAAAUAUGAUUGCACUUUGUGAAAUCGGUAUCACUGGCCAAUGGUAUGGUAUACUUCAAUCGGUGACCGAUAAGAAAAAAUCCAAUCUAAUGUUAUUCACAUUAUAUCCGGGCACUAAUCCGAUACCAUGGUUGGCAAAUUUUCGAAAUUUUUCAUUAUCAUCAGAAAUAAUUACAACUGAAAAUUCAUCAAACAAUAAUAAUAAUAAUAAUAACAAAAGUAAUUUGAAAAAGAAUUCCAAUCUAAAUCCAUGGCUUCAACCACAAUCCAUAAUGAAUGAUGUACAAAAAUUAUUAAGAUUUAUAAAAAAAUUACCCGAUCGUUAUGAUCAAUUAUUAUCGGAAAUCAAUCGUUUACAACGAGCAGCAAUGGCAUUGAAAUUUUUUCAAUUAAUCGAUGCAUUAAUACAAUUGUUUGAAUGUGAAGCACCACAAAUGCCUAAUUAUCAACAACAGCCACAAGUACGUGAACAAGUGGAACAAAUUCUACAAUACAUUCGACAGACAAAACAACAGAUUCAACCAACGAAUUGAACAAUAACAAUGCCUAAAAUUUUUAUUAAAUUUUUUCGAUUAAAAAUCACAGUCAUUGGUUUUACAAAUGA